Messenger RNA from Varanus komodoensis (Komodo dragon), 12138 nucleotides. RefSeq names its product dual specificity phosphatase 8 (gene DUSP8). The transcript has 7 exons. The record is from RefSeq and is a predicted model, not a curated record. Gene Ontology annotation, cellular component: cytoplasm. Gene Ontology annotation, biological process: protein dephosphorylation; negative regulation of MAPK cascade. Gene Ontology annotation, molecular function: protein tyrosine/threonine phosphatase activity; MAP kinase tyrosine/serine/threonine phosphatase activity. Bases 322 to 2253 code for a protein of 643 amino acids. Lineage: Eukaryota; Metazoa; Chordata; Lepidosauria; Squamata; Varanidae.
AUCAGCGCCUGCCCCAGCAAUUUCAGAGCAUUUCCCAUCUGAUCCUCUCGUAAUUGUGGUUAAUCAUCUUGGCGAAUGUGCAGAAAUUUGCAAUCAGCUGGAGCAUUGCACAGGCUUUGAUCCCGGGCUGUAGAGCAAGUGCCAGGACGGUUUGGCACAAUGAUUUUCCAUACAGGGCCUUAGCAGCGUGGCAAAAUUUGGCUCUUUCUUGCUGCCUCUCCCUUCCCCCAGCCCCUUCACCUCUGGAAGACCUGAGCUGGCUUCCUUAGCCCCGGGCAUUUCCUCCCUUCUCCCACUUGCUGCAGAAGGGCCAAGUCCGCCAUGGCCGGGGACAGAUUUCCACGCCAAGUGAUGGAUUCCAAGAAGCUUGCCAGCCUCUUGAGGAGUGGGGCCGAAGGUAUGUUGGUCAUUGACAGCCGCUCCUUUGUGGAGUACAACUCCUGGCAUGUCCUCAGCUCUGUCAACAUCUGCUGCUCCAAGCUGGUCAAAAGAAGGCUUCAGCAAGACAAGGUAUCCAUCACAGAGCUCAUCCAGCCAGCCUCCAAUAUAAAGGUAGAGGCAGAAAAGCACCAAGAUGUUGUGGUCUAUGACCAGAGCACACGGGAUGCAAGUGGUCUGUCACCUGACAGUUUCCUCUCCAUUCUCCUUGGCAAGCUGGACAGCUGUUUCCACAAUGUGUCCAUCCUCACAGGGGGCUUUGCCACCUUCUCAUCUUGCUUUCCAGGACUCUGCGAAGGGAAACCCACAGCCAUCCUGCCAAUGAGUAUCUCCCAACCAUGUAUGCCCGUGGCCAAUGUUGGCCCAACUCGCAUCCUUCCUCAUCUCUAUCUAGGCUCCCAGAAAGAUGUCUUAAAUAAGGAUCUGAUGACCCAGAAUGGGAUAAGCUAUGUCCUCAAUGCCAGCAACUCUUGUCCAAAGCCAGAUUUCAUCUGUGACAGUCACUUCAUGCGCAUUCCUGUCAACGACAAUUACUGUGAGAAGCUUCUUCCAUGGCUAGACAAGUCCAUUGAGUUCAUCGACAAAGCCAAGGUAUCCAGUUGCCAGGUGAUUGUGCACUGCUUGGCAGGGAUCUCCCGGUCUGCUACCAUUGCCAUUGCAUACAUCAUGAAGACCAUGGGAAUGUCUUCUGACGACGCCUACCGGUUUGUCAAAGACCGACGUCCCUCCAUAUCUCCCAACUUCAACUUCUUGGGUCAGCUCCUAGAGUAUGAGAGAAGCCUGAAACUGCUUAAGGCUUUGAAAGCCCAUGGGGAAAAGAGUGAGGAGGAAUCGCAGCAAGACCCACCUGAAGGCAUCCGUCACCAGACUCUGUCUACCUCAGAAAAGGCAGAGGAGCUGUUAAGAAGCACAGCCUUGGAAAGUUCCUCAGUUGACUCCGAGAGACCAUCAGGGGUUCCCAAGGUUGUCUCACCUGCGGCAUUACAGCAAGGACUCAACGGGCUACACUUAUCUUCAGAACGCAUCCAAGACACCAACCGGCUGAAGCGCUCCUUCUCCCUGGACAUCAAGUCAGCCUACUCUCCAAGCCAGAGGCAGGAUGCCCCAGGACCUGCAGAGGCAGGGGAAACUCCCAAGCUCUGCAAGUUGGACAGCCCUUCAGGUCCCAACGGUACAUGUCAGUUCUCUCCCCUUCCUGACAGUCCUGACUGGUCCAGUGGGCCCGACUUCCUGCUAGAGGCCAAAGUACGACAGAGGCGCAAGCACAGGCACCAAGCAGGCUCCCCCGCCCACGGGCUGAGCCUUAACUUCACCGGGGUGUGUGCCAUGCACAAAAGCACCAGUGUGGAGGACAGUCUCAAGCAGACCCUUCGGCUGAGCCUCCCCAGCGUGGGGCAGCAGCUGGCACAGCCAGCCACCACCCCAACCCCUGCUGGGUCCUGGGGUGUGCACUUGGAAUCGCCCGGCACCCCCUCAUCGGAGAACCCCUGGUACUUCAGCACGGACUCGGCAGCAGGCAGCAAAGGCAGCGGGAGCGGGGCUCUGUUUGCCAGCGCCACCAGUUACUCUUCAUUCAGCUGCAGCACAAUCCAGGCCAGCUGUGAGAUCCGGCUGAGGGACAAGCAGCGAGCGGAGCAGCGGGACGUGCGGCACAGUUGGCACGAGGACACCACAGCCGAGAAGCAGUUCAAGAGAAGGAGCUGCCAGAUGGAGUUUGAGGAGACCCUGUCUGAGAGCCGCUCUCGGGAGGACCUGGGCAAAAUCAGCAAACAGUCUAGCUUUUCAGGCAGCAUGGAAAUCAUAGAGGUGUCCUGACAUUCACCUUGUGAGAUUUGAGAGCGAGUGUGCGUGCAUUGGUGGGUGGGCGGGGGAAAGCUGGCAAAAGAUAUUUAACUGGGGAGAAGAAGGGGCGGGUGGGGCGGGAGCGGGAGCAGGGGUGGGUGUGGGAGCGCUAUUUAUAUGCCUGUGUGCAUUUCCAAAGGGCACACAUGCUAAAACCGAAGGCGAAGCUAAAUAAAUCCAAAGUCAAGAAACAUAAUGGUGCAUGCUUAGUGCCCCCUUUGGUCCCUGCCUCCACCACCAAGAUGAACCACAGCCACAUUCCCUCUUUGGCAGGUGGAGGGUCCAUUAACACUUUGCAUCUGGGAUCCUUUGCUUCUGCAUGCGGAUAGUGCUUCCCCAUUUCCCACCCCCUUACCGGGGAAUAUGGAGAGCUGUGGUGUGACGUCAAAGAUGGGGUGAAAGAGAAACUGUGGAGGUAUUAGAUUUGUAAGACUUCCACCGAUUGAAAGUUUUCCUGAAGGAAGAUUAUUGUUUUGAGCUGCAGAUUUGCAUUGGGGGAAGUUAAAGGGAAGCAGGUUCUUUUCUUUUAAGAGUGCUUUACCAAUUGUUAAUAAUACAUUCCUACCUAACCUAUAGGAAAUGACUAAGAUUUUGUCCAUCCCCUCCCAUUACAGGAAGGGAGUUGCCCUUCCAUUCCAUCAGGGUUGGACAUUAUAUUGGUGGCUCCUUCACUGAUUGGGGUGCAGAGACAUAGAAGGACUAAUUUUCUGAGGCUUUCCUCUGUAUCUCUCCCCCACCCACCAUCCAUACUGAGCAUGCUCCUCAGUGUUUCUCUGGCUAAUAUUCUUUGAUGCUGCACUAGAGCAGCCCUAUACAUAUAUAAAUAUAUAUUAUAUAUAAUAUAAGAGAGAGAGAGAGAGAGAGAACACAAAGACAAAGUUUAAAUGGUUUUACUACAGUUUUUAUUGAGACAAAUAAUAUUUCAACUUUUCUUUUUAAUUUAUUUGAAGCUGUUCAUUCUGGCAAUGAUUUUCAGACAAUGUAGGGGCGGUACUUCCAGCUCUGUUUUUACUGUGUAUCGUAUUUAAAUCUGAAACAAGAGUUUCAAAGCAAUAUCCUAGGCUUGUGGCUCAUUCUAUGACUCACAUCAGUGGCACAGACAUCCCAAAAAGUUGGAUGAGAAAUCUGUGUGCGUGCGUGUGCGUGUGUGUGCGUGUGUACGCACUUUUAUUUAAAAGGAAAAGUGAGAAUAUGUUCAACACAAACUGAGCCAGGAAUCCUUCUUAAUGCUUAUUUAUCCUACUUCCUACUUCUAUCGCAUUUGCAAUCAAAGCCAUAAAACUUUCCCCUGCUGGGCUCGGGUGGGGGAUCGUGGGGUUGGGGUUGUGAGGCCAGGCACUUGUGUAGCUAUUAAGAAAAGGGAGUCCUCGAGUAAGGAGGGGGCAGCAGGCUGCAUCGGCAGAGCUAUAUUUGAGUUUUCUUCCCUUUUCUUUAAAUUGCUCUCUAGAGAGGGAGCAUAUCAGACCUGGGGUAGAAUUCCCAGGGGAUGUAUCCCUUUCCAGUAGCUCAGGGCAUCUCCUAGAUGAGUUAAGGUGACAAAUGGGUCAUCCCCUGCCCUUACAAAUGGGGGACUAUUGUGAAUGGUCAUUCAGAUGCUGCUUUUACUCAAACAGUGUUAGAACUGGGCUCUCACAGGUUUUGUGGAAGGGGUUGGGUUGGGGUAUAGCUUUCGGACCUAAGACCUGCUUUUGUGGUACUAGAAUACAAAUCCCUUUAAGGUCCUCAGGCCUGUUGUAGAGAUCCCAUUGCAAGGUAGUGCCCACUUACUAUUGCAAGAGUUGGUACUUUGGCUCCAGUACUCUAGCAUAAAUUCUGUGUUUAGUCUAAGUACACACAUGCCAUCUAACAGAGUUCCUGCAAGCAUGGAUUUCCCAGUGAAUGCAGAUCUGCCAGUGAGGAAGCAGCCCAGAGACAAAGUUGAGCCAGCAAAAGACCACACUAAAUAGCCUUUCAAGCCAGGAGGCCCUAGAAAGGACAGGUAGUGUUUGAGCUGUAGUGUGAAGGAUGCAGCAGUCCAUCCUCAGUUCCCACCUUCUGCACUCAUCAUCCGACAGCCUCUUAGCAUUUUGGUAAGCAGUUCCCUUUGACUAUGGAUCUUAUUCGUCUUGUAUUUGAGAAAACCAGAGGCUUGGCUUGGAUAUUUCCAGCACAAGAAAUCUAGUUCUAAAAGCCACACCUGACUUUCCUUGUUGGGAAUUGUUUGGAUGGAAUAAAUCCUCCUGCCAAGGAUUUCUUUUUUUUAAUGCAGAGAAAUAGAGAAAGGAUUCAUCCAGCACCUUCUUUAAAAUGAAGCCAAAAGACAUUGAGCAAGGGUAGGCCAACUCAAGACAGAAGUGGAUAAUUCAACACACCACCACCAGUGUAAGAAUGAGUUAAGUAACUUACAAUUUGUCAUUCUUCACUGGCAGACUUUUGCUCACCCAUUUCAGCUGCCCUCCAUCCAACACCCUCCAGAUCUGUUGGACUCCAGCUCCCACUAUCUUCAGCUAUGCUGACUGGAGGAUUUGGAAAGUUGUCCCCCAGAUGUGCUGAACUUAAACCAGGUUGAGGAAGGCUUUGUGCUUUGUUGUAAGGAGGGCUCCCAGUGAGGAAGGAGCAAGAAUUGGUUUCCAUUACCCACAUUAGGGCAGAGUCAAUAUUAUGUCCCUCACAAGGCGGUUGCUUAAAAGAAUGGCUGUGCGCAAUGCAUGGUUUUCCAGAGGGGUAGUAACAUUGGUCAACAGCGAACUGUGCAGAUGGGUCCAAUCACAUGGAGAGUUUCCAUCUCCCAGUGACUGCUGGUGUGAAGGCUAUCCAUAUGAUUGGGCUACUGGUCCAUAUGGUAUGUAGGAAUUAAGAAAUAUUACAGCCUCUGCAUGAAGUAUUUUUCAAAGACUUCCACUGGGAUCUUUGUAUUUUUUACACUGGCCUUCACUGGUACGAAAUGGAAUCCUAGAGCAGGAGAAUAAAUGAGCAGGUCAGAACGGAAGAGUGGAAGGGGGCGGCAUGGAUUUGCUCUGUUAGCUGUGCUGUACUUCUUCCCUUAUGGGGGCAGCAGAGGCAUCAGUUCAAAAACACCCUACACUGAGACUUUGCAUUGCUGCUUCACCCUUUGGGAACAAAGACACAGAGCUGUCUCUCUGCAAGCUGAAAGCACAUCUUUAUGUAACCAAUUUUGCAUUUGCUCCUUUUGUAUCACAUGCUGGUUUUUUGAGCCAAUACCUCAGGGUUCUUUGUGUCACUUUUUAAAAAAACAAUUUAUUUGAGAUUCUUUUAAGUUCAUUUUCCCAUUUACUUUCUUGUUGAAUUGUAAUUUAAAAAAUAAGUCCUACACAAAACAAAAAUAACAAUCUCAGGUUCAAAACUUGCAAACAAACAAAAAUCACAGGGAGUGAGAGUAACACACUUUUACAUAGGGUUUUAUGUUCCUUACUAUAGAAAUUGCUGUAUGUACUCUACAAAGACACACAGUAGAGACCUCAUGAUGCUUAUUUUACCAAGCUAUGUUCAAAUGAGAUGCUGCAAGCUCAGAAGUGAUCCUGCUGACCUUUGUAGUGUUUUGGAAGUAGUGUGGCAGAGAACCUGGGCAGAUUUGGGUUCAUACAUUGGGAGUUCAGCCAUUAAAACAAAUCCAUUGACCCCCUCUUAGGAUGCAAAGAAGAUUAUACCCUUCAACUGUUGUUCAAUCUGUCUGGAGUCUGGUUGCAUGUUCACAGAUGCCAAAUCAGGAGCAAGCAAUAUGGUCCUUCAGAAGUUUUGGCCUGUAACUCCCAUCAUAUUUCACUAUUGGCUGUGCCGGUUAAGGAUGAUGUAAGUCAGCCCAUGCCACAACUUUAGGGGGACCGUAUGUUGCCUAUCACUGGGAUAAAAGCUCAGAAUCCUCAUUUCAUCUAUAAGCACGCAUCAAAGUUGUGGCAAGAAAAUGUGGUUCAGAUAUGUUGACCAGUAUUAAAUUAUCUUGGUUAUGUGCUCCUUGAGUCUUCCACCUGAUAUGUAUGAGGAAAUACUCUAUUCUACUCCUUUUUGAGAGACAGUCUGUCUAGUAAAUAUUACUCCAAGCUUAAGGGUGGCUCAGUAGUGAUUUUUCAGUUCCUAGUGGUAAAUCUGCCAAUUGUUGGAUAUGUGUCCCAAACUUCGUGAAGCUAAUACUGGCACAGAUGCGGGUUUGCCCAUUUUAUCAUCACAACAACCCUGUGAUUAAGGGUUUCUCCUUCAACUGCAUUUACAAUUAGGAUAGGUAGAAAAUGGCAGUCCGUGCACCCAAAGCCCAACUUCCUUGCACAGCCCUACCCAUUAAGAACUGCUCUAUGCAUCUCUUCAGUGCCUCUUUUUCUGUGGGACCAACAGGAUAAGAACAUCCUAUUGCUGAUGGGAACACAUGCUGCUACAGGGAAGAACAGUUUGUGAUCUAGGUGAAGCACUGCCAUCACAAACAGUGGAAAAAGAUUGUGCACAGUAAACAAGAAGGAUGAAAUGUAUAAAGCUUGGCAGUCCGUCCCCAGGGUUUCAUCCUGCCGCAACUAAAUUGCAGCCCUAGCUUCUAUUGCAAAAGUACACAAGGGAUUAAAAAAUAGCUAUUUACAUGCCUUGUGGAUUUAUAAAAUGGGUUCAAAGAUGCACGUCAGCAUCCUUGGGAAAUGGUAAUAGGGAUUGGCCUGGAAAACACUACCUCCUUGGCCAUGACGUGGAUGCAGUGACCCUGUUCCUUGGCAUUUGGAUCAAUUUGUGAGGUAUUGUGACAUCACUGCAAUGCAAGCCUGAUUCGUACCGUUCUUUGGAGCUGUAAACUGAGCCCACGUCUAUAAUUCUCAGCUUAUACUCUGAACCAGGCAUGCAGAACCUCAGGCAAAGGGACAAAAUCUGCCCAUCAGGUGAUCCCAGGCUGCCGGACCCCUCCCUAGCUCCACCCCUUUCCCUCAAUCACAAAUCUUGAUGGUUUCCCAAAUUUUGUGCAGGUCUUUUCCUGGCUUAAAAGGUUUAAGUGCCUCUCCUAUGCCUUUGUUACUGGCAAUAAGAACUUUAAGCUGAAGUUUGUCAGUAUUCUGGCCCUAUCUCGUCUCCCCACCCCCAGAAGUAUGGCUUCAAAGAAUGCUCUGGAGCUAAAAGAAGUUUGACAUGCCUGCUCUAAACUUAGAAUAUUCUCAGUGUUGUCCUCUGCUUUGUUACAUAGAUUUGCAGUUUGGACUCUACUUUUUAAAAAAGCUAUUCUGUAUUACCAGUGUACAGAUUUUCCAAGGACCCCAAGGACAGAAUCAUGAAAAAGAUUACAUGCUGGGAUUACAGAAAAGUGCUACUGUGAAUCCUGUCAGACAAAACUUCGUUCAUUUCACAACCUGACUUAAGUCAUCACUGCCACUUCCUUGCACACUUGAGCAACAAACCUGUUCAGUAUGGAAAGAAAGUGAACAGUUGCUGGCUUUGAAGAGCUGUCACCUGCUGUCAUUCUGGAGAAAUAGAUCACCCCAAAAUAAAAAGGUGUCUUGCAGGGGAGAUAAUGUGGGUAUUCAGGUGAGCCUGCCUGAUAAUUUGUUUCAUGGGGAUUGGGGGAACAGGCCAAUCUGAGCUAAAAGGAAAUCUGAGCUGAAAGUUCCAUUUGGAACUUUUUUCUGUGAACAUUGCAGGAUAAAUAGACAAAAAAAAUCUGGUAAUUUUCAAGCAGAGCGAGAAGAACAUCAGGUAAUACAGAGUCACUUAAAAUGGUGAAAAAAUGCGUCCUCCCUCUAAGGAUCAAUUUGUUUUUCUUUUUUGCUGACCUUUGAUAUUUUCUUUUUACCAGGUCCACAUAGGGCUACCUUACCAUUAGGAACAGUACCUUGUAGAGAAUCUUCACCUGUAGUGAAAAUAGAAAUAAUCCACUAAGCUUGUUCUACUGAGCUCAGCAGACAUCUCUGCCCUGGUUAGAUAGCCAGAUAGGCCCUGUGGGUUGAUUAACCACCCCGGUGCCACAGCACAUGUUCAUCUUUAUGAAUAUGCAAGCCUUGGCUGGGGUUGUGGUGUGGCUUGUGUCAUGUGAGCCUGACCAGCAGGGUUUAUUUGAGGGUUGAACAACAUUUGCAGAACCCAUGGUUUGUUUUCAGGGUGUGCAAUGGUGGUUUAACUUGCAUGUAACCCCCACUCACCAGGGUUGCAUCACAUGACAAGCCACAGUAAUUCCUGUCCCAUGCUUCUGUAUUCAUAAGUGCAUCUGGCAUACACCACAGCUCCUCACAGGGAGAUUAACCCACAGUACACUGUCAUUGUGUGUUGACUUGACCUAUGUACCUUCUGUAGGUUCUGAGUCAGAACUCCAUCAAUUUAGUACAGCUUUACCUUGAAAAAAAACAUAGUAUUAUUUAUUACGAGUAUAAUCAUUUAAUUCCCUGGUUCUUGUCAACCAACACAUUGAUGCUGAAGUAUCAGCAGCAGCAUCCAGGUCUGGUAUGUUAAUUCUUUGUCUACACUGGGGUGGACAACUUCUGGCCUUCCAGUUGUUGCAGCACCCUUCAUCCCUCACCAAAGGCUAAGCUGCUUACAGAUGGCUAUUUUGAUUUGCAAUCCAACAUCAUCUAGUGGGCCAGAAGUUGCCCACCCUUGAUCUUCAUGGGUGUCUGUAGUAUAGUCACUUGAGUUAAUAGCAGCAUUAGUGAGAACCAAAGCCACAUGCAUGAAUUCAGAAAUGGGAGUCUGGGAACUCCAAAUAGAUUAUGCUUGUGGGCAAUCAGAAUAAUAUUAGAUUGUCUGUGUUGCUGUGAAACAAGCUUCUUCCAGGAUGCAAAUAAGGGCUUUGAACUUUGUUUAAAGGUAAGGACAACAACAACAAUCCUCAGAUGCUGCAACCUGGACUUAAGCCAAGCUCCAUGUAGAGCUGAAUGUUUGUGGGAAACACAGGGUUAAGGAGUCAAUAAUACUAAUCUUGAAGCCCAAAAUCCAAGCCUGCCUUACCAUGGUGUAGUUUACUGUGGGAGGCAGAUUCUGGAGAGCUGCCAUUUUCCUGCCACUAACCCUCCACCUCUGUGUCUUAAAAAAUAAAUAACAGCAGUGUACCACUUUGACUUCACUUUAUAUGCAAAAAUAGAAGGCUGAAACCACCCAGGACUUACAUUGUGAAUUUCUGGCUUACAGCAUCUUCUGCUUGUGACAAAAAGGGGUUUUGUUUUAAGUCUGUGCUGUGCUUCUUUGCCCCUCUACCUGUUCUCUCAUGUGUGAUCUCUGGUUUUAUUUAUUAUUUCUUUACCUUUUGUUUCUCCCUGUAGCCCAUGUGCUCUGUCUCCUCUACUGGACAUCAACCCCUUAUAAAAGGAGAUCUUUCUUGCUUUCCUCCUGAUCCUAAUGCUAAUGAUAAUAAGCUAUCAAUGUUGUAAUUGCAAUGUAUGAAUUACAGUUUUAAGUAUUUAUUAUAUUAUGUAAUUUUGCUUCUGUGUAUGUUGAUCUUUGUUUCUCUGUUGUGAGUAUAUGCAGACCUUUUCCAUCUCUGCCUUCCCUGGCUCCAGUCAUAGGAAAAGGCUGGUCAGUACUGUGGCAUGCCCGGUCAUUGGAUGUCUUGAUUCAGAGGCGAUAGAGAAGGAUCUGUGCUUGUGGAGUUUGGAGAGGUGUAGACUCUGCAAAGUGCUGCCAUAAGCAGAAGCUUUCUCAAAUCUACUGAGGUUUGUAGGGAGAAAGAGCAUUUUAAAAUAAUUUCAUACGGUUAAGUAGUACUUCAGGAGAUACAGUAGCAAUGUGUUCCAGGUUUCUUGUAUCCCAGAGCAUGUCUGCAGCACAAACCGUUUUCAGUGUGAUGAAUUUCUCCACAGGUAACCCUAGAAAUUGUAGUACAAAUGUAAAGAACUCAAAACAAAAAAUUAUUUGCAUCCUCAAGAAACUGAUGUCCACAUUUCCUUUGAAGCCACAUUGCAAUAUCAGUAGCUAUAGUAUAGAUUGACCCUCAGUAACAGAAGCCAGAAACUGUGCUUCUGCCAGGAACAGUUUAAAUGAUGUAGCAUUUAGGCCCCAAAUCCCAUCAGAAAGCCUGUGUGGAUUUGACUGCCCUCUAGAAUUUCCAUUCUGCAUUACGAAUUAGAUUGCCUAGGGUUCAGUUUACAUUGGUCUGUACAGGCUGCAGGAGACCGACAGUGGAAUCCUCUGGUAGCUAGACUGCACCUGGAUGGCCAGAAGAUUAUUCAGACUCCUAGCUCAUGCUGGAAACAACACUCCAAUCUUGGAACUACAAUUCUGAGUUUGAAACAGCCUCCCUCCACCCUGCUGGUAGGGAAACAGCUGCGCCAGCUGCUUCUGUAAGGUCACAGAUGCAACCUUGGAGAAAGUGUUGAGUGGGUGUUCUGGGGCUGGGGAGAGGAGCAGAGGAGACCAGUGGCACCAUGAUGUGAGAUGUCCUGGCAGUGCCUCAGCUUCUUUCCCUCCCACUAUAACAUUGAGCAAAGAUUGGUUGCCUGGAUAUUUUGCAGGGUGGAAGAAGUGCAGAGGCAACCUUUGCCUUAGUGCUUCUCUCACCCUGCAUAGGAUGACCAUAAUCCUAUGAGUUCAAAGUGUUAUGAACAUCUAGAUUGGCCUGAUCCAGAGUGAUUACUUGGGUGUAAGGACAUUGACACAAUGGAAGCUUAAAGCAUUUCUUGCAUGACUUAAGUCCAUAAUGCCAAUGUAAAAUACUGAUCCCUUCCUGGUUUCUCUUCCACAUUAGCAAACGUCAAAAUCCCAUCUACAGCAAGAGAGGGUCAUAGGUGAUUCCAUUCUAAAGUCUUACAGAUUACAGCGGAACACUUCUAAGUAAAUGUAUUUAGGAUGACAGCCCUAAUAAGACCAAAAGUUUUCAGGUAUUUUUAUAUGGUUCCAGAUUAUGAGCAACUCUGAAACACCUCUACUGUACUGAAGAAACUGAGGUUUGUUGCUGCUUGGGAAGAGACUUCCCAUCUCCCGCCUGCACCCCAAAUUUGUCAAUGGCUCUGGGGUGGCAAAAGCUGCCAAAUGUGUUUUUACUGGUUACUGUUAUCUCAACAUUCCUAUAUUGCUAACAGAGGAAAGGAGCAAGUGUUUCCCUUCCUAGCAUUGGAAAUGAAUAUCAGUAUUGCAGAAAGCAUCUAUGGAGAAAGCCCUUUUGCCUGUGUGCCUCCUGUAAGUCACCUUCCUGCCACAGUACUUUCCUAACCAAUCUUGGUAAGAAUUCAUUUAGAACAGCCAUAGACAGUGUUUUGCCAUUAAAAGCAACAACGCUGCAUGGGUUGUGGGAGGAGGUGCAGAAUAUGGACUUCCCAUCGCAGUUUGUCACAUCACUUAUUGCUGCUCAAAAUUCUUUUGGAAAGAGUUGAGAAAAUGAGUUAGCCUAACUUCUCAGGAGGCAUGCAUAGAGUCCCUUUUGUUCUCUUGUCUGCAGUUCCACAUUUCUAUUCCAGAAGCUCUCCUAUCUUUUAAACGUUCUUGGACAGAGAUUAAGCAGGGGGUGCAAUGUCAGUCCACCUCAUACAGGUGCAGAACUGUGAAAGUCCUUAUACAGAAGAGGUGCACAGGAUGUUUGCAGAUGGGGCGAUUCAUUAGCGAGGACCACCCUUGGAUUGGGGAUUGAAAAUGGACAUCUGUGUAUUCCAGAAGUUAAUUCUGAGUACUGUGCGGGGUGGGGUGGGACAGGGCUGGGUAGGGAUAGGCAUCUUGCAUCCAGUCUGUGCGUGUGUUCCCUCCCCUCUCUCAUGAGUCAUGGUAACCAAAAUGCAUUGUCCCCUUCUGCCUGCUCAAGGAAUGCUGACUUUGGAUGUUGCUUGGCAGGGCUGAAGUGAUGCACUCUGCCCCUGCUUUGACUGUAGUUAUUUAUUACUGGAGGCUGUAAACAGCAGUGCUUUUUUACCCUCUCUUUCUUUUCCUUUCUUUUGUAUUUGGGAACAAUGUGUUGUAAUAAAUUCCUAAUAGAUGUUUUAA